AUGCUGUACAUGAGUGGAUACGACCUGAAGAGCCGACAAUUACUCCUGUUUAUGAUAAUUUUAGCAGCCUGGGAGGCAGGGAGCGGCCAGCUGCACUACUCGGUCCCCGAGGAGGCCAAACACGGCACCUUCGUGGGCCGCAUCGCGCAGGACCUGGGGCUGGAGCUGGCGGAGCUGGUGCCGCGCCUGUUCCGGGUGGCGUCCAAGGAGCGCGGGGACCUUCUGGAGGUAAAUCUGCAGAAUGGCAUUUUGUUUGUGAAUUCUCGGAUCGACCGGGAGGAGCUGUGCGGCCGGAGCGCGGAGUGCAGCAUCCACCUGGAGGUGAUCGUGGACAGACCGCUGCGAGUUUUCCACGUGGAGGUGGAGGUGAAGGACAUUAAUGACAACCCGCCUGUGUUCCCAGCUACACAAAAGAAUCUGUUUAUUGCGGAAUCCAGGCUGCUUGACUCUCGCUUUCCACUAGAGGGCGCAUCAGAUGCAGACGUCGGAGCCAAUGCUCUGCUAACUUACAGACUGAGCCCCAACGAAUAUUUCUCGCUGGACAUACCACCCAACCACGAACACGUGAAACCUCUUGGGCUGGUAUUACGGAAGCCUUUAGACAGGGAGGAGGCCCCAGAGAUUUAUUUGUUGCUCACCGCCACUGAUGGAGGCAAACCCGAGCUAACUGGCACUGUUCAGAUACUCAUCAUGGUCCUGGAUGCCAACGACAACGCUCCCGUUUUUGACAGAACACUUUACACGGUGAAAUUAGCAGAGAAUGUUUCUUUUGGGACGCUGGUAGUGAACGCCACUGCCUCAGAUUUGGACGAGGGCGUGAAUGGAGACAUUACUUACUCAUUCUCUAGUGAUGUUUCUCCAGACAUCAAAUCCAAGUUCCACAUAGAUGGGGUGAGUGGGGAAAUUACAGUGAUAGGACUUAUUGAUUUUGAAGAAAGUAAAACCUACAAAAUUCGAGUAGAGGCGGUUGAUAGAGGGGCUCUGCCCCUGGCUGGUCACUGUACAGUUCUUGUGGAAGUUGUGGAUGUUAACGAUAAUGCUCCAGAGCUGACUGUCUCUUCCCAGUCUCUCCUUGUCUCUGAAGACACGCAGCCCGACACAGUCAUUACUUUGAUUCGGGUGUUUGAUCGCGAUUCUGGUACCAAUGGGCAGGUGACCUGCUCUUUGUCUCCACAUGUCCCCUUCAAGCUGGUCUCAACCUUCAAGAAUUAUUAUUCACUGGUUCUGGACAGCACCUUGGAUCGUGAGAGCACACCAGGGUAUGCUCUGAUAGUGACUGCGCGGGAUGGGGGCUCUCCUCCGCUGUCGGCCUCCGCCACCGUGUCGGUGGAGGUGGCCGACGUGAACGACAAUGCGCCUGUGUUUGCGCAACCCGAGCACACGGUGUUCGUGAAGGAGAACAACCCGCCGGGCUCCCACAUCUUCACGGUGUGCGCGCGCGACGCGGACGCGCAGGAGAACGCGCUGGUGUCCUACUCGCUGGUGGAGCGGCGCGUGGGCGAGCGCGCGCUGUCGAGCUACGUGUCUGUGCACGCGGAGAGCGGCAAGGUGUUCGCGCUGCAGCCGCUGGACCACGAGGAGCUGGAGCUGCUGCAGUUCCAGGUGAGUGCGCGGGAUUCUGGAGUGCCUGCCCUGGGGAGCAACGUGACUCUGCAGGUGUUUGUGCUGGAUGAGAAUGACAAUGCCCCCGCCUUGUUGUUGUCGGGGGCGGUCGGAAUAAACAGUGAGGUCAGUGAGUUAGUGCCGAUGUCAGUGGGCGUGGGCCACAUUGUGACGAAAGUUCGCGCUGUGGAUGCAGACUCUGGCUACAACGCGUGGCUAUCUUAUGAGCUCUCUUCCGGGACUGGCUCUGCACGCACCCCGUUUCGUGUGGGACUGUACACGGGCGAGAUCAGCACCACGCGUGCCCUGGACGAGACUGAUGCACCGCGGCAGCGCCUACUCGUGCUCGUGAGGGACCACGGGGAGCCUCCGCUGACAGCCACCGCCACUGUGCUCGUGUCACUGGUGGAGAGCGGCCAGGCUCCUAAGGCCUCUUCGCGGACGUAUGUGAGCAUCUCGGGCUCUGAGAAGGCGAUAGUGGAUGUGAACGUGUACCUGAUCAUCGCCAUCUGCGCGGUGUCCAGCCUGUUGGUGCUCACAUUGGUAUUCUACAUAGCUCUGCGGUGCUCAGCCCCAGGCACUGAGGGCGUUUGCGCCACUGGGAAGCCCACGCUGGUGUGCUCUAGCAUGGCGGGGACCUGGUCUUGCUUGCAGGAGAGGCGCCAGAGGGUGUGCUCUGGUGAGGGCCCGCCCAAGAAUGACCUCAUGGUUUUCAGCCCCAGUUUACCUCAGGGUCCUACCUCUACUGACACCGUGAGUAUUAAAUAA
Molecule: messenger RNA, 2370 nt
Organism: Octodon degus (degu)
Lineage: Eukaryota; Metazoa; Chordata; Mammalia; Rodentia; Octodontidae
Product: protocadherin alpha-7-like
Exons: 1
Coding region: 1-2370 (789 amino acids)
Biological process (GO): homophilic cell-cell adhesion
Cellular component (GO): plasma membrane
Molecular function (GO): calcium ion binding
Source: RefSeq, a predicted model, not a curated record